AUGUGGGCAUUGUUGUCUGGUGUUCAUGCCAGUCUUGCUCUUGUCCUGCAUUGUCAUUAUAUAAAAGAGUCACUGCAUGUUAACUUCUCAAGGAAAGCCUUACAAUAUAUUGGUGACUUUGGAAUUGUUGGUUUUGUAUCUGGAUUGGCCCUCACACUUUUUUACAGUUUUUUGGAAAUUUAUUAUAAAUCCGAUAUUGUUCCUAUCAAGACAAGCAUCAUUAUACGCUUGGUGUGGUCCUUCAUGAUGAUGAAAAAAUCCGAACAU
Iphiclides podalirius (scarce swallowtail) is the source of this 267-nucleotide messenger RNA. NCBI's taxonomy places the organism in Eukaryota, Metazoa, Arthropoda, Insecta, Lepidoptera, Papilionidae. The record is from the annotation of a GenBank genome assembly.